AUGGAUUAUGCGUGCUCGACUAUCUCGUCAAUCACGGCUGCUGCUUUACCAAAAGAGAUCACUCCGCGAAUUUUUGUUUCUGCACGCAAACGUGCUGUCGAAGAUUUCAUUUUGGUCUGGCUUGAUGGUAAUAUCGAUCAAGAGAGUGACAACGCACACAGCAUCAUCAAACAUUUUCGCCAAAUUGUUCAUGAGAUUCAAACGUUCACAUCAGUCCAAGAAUGUGUGAAUGCCGUGACCGAUGUCAAAGAAGAAAAAGUGAUCAUUGUCGUUUCGACUGAGCUCAGCUCAAUCGUCGUUCCGAUUCUUCACCCAUUAUCCGUUGUCGACUCGAUCUAUGUAUUGUGCAAUCAGAAUAACACAGAUAAUGACAAACUAUUGAUCAUAACCCAUCGGAAAGUCAAAGGAAUUUUCGUCGACACUCAGUUACUCUGUGAACAUUUGAAAACAAACAUGACACAAUCAAAACACGACCUCCUUACCUUUGAGUUUGCCGGUUCAACGAUACAAAAGCGCUUGGACGAUGGAGAAGACAAGCAAGAAGCCACUUUCAUGUACUUUCAACUAUUCAAAGAGAUUCUUCUCACGAUGAAAGAUGAUGAGGAUGAUGACGACGACGACGACGACAAUAGUUUAACAGAAAUGAUCAAAUAUUGUCAAAGUCAAUACGUAGAUAAUAAUCAAGAGCUUGAGCGGAUAGCAGAGGUUGAACGCUCUUUUACGCCGGCUGCCGCAGUUUGGUGGUAUACACGGGACUCUUUUGUGUACAAAAUAAUCAACAAAGCUCUUCGUACUCAAGACUUUGAUGCCCUUUUUGCCAUGCGGUUCUUCAUUCGAGGUCUUCACGAGCAACUCGUGGAACUUCAUAAAAGAUCUUCUGAUGGAAGUAUCUUAACACUCUAUAGAGGACAAGGUUUGUUCAAUGCUGACUUCGAGCAACUAGCAUCGAAACAAGGUGGACUUCUUUCGAUCAACAAUUUUCUUUCCACCACUACCGAUCCGGAUGUUGCUAAUGUUUAUGUUCCUCGGGAAGAUCCAGAAAAAACUCCCGUGCUCAUGAUCAUUAGAGCAGCGUUAAGCAAAAGCAUGAACGUGCCUUUUGCUGACAUUGACGCAUUCAGUCAAUUUUCAGGCAAUGAGAAAGAAUGGCUCUUCUCCAUGGGUAGUGUUUUUCGAAUCGACUCAUUGAAACGUCAACGUGAUGAUGAAGUAUGGACCGUCGAGCUGACAUUGACAAGUGACAAGGAUCCACAACUGACUCAAUUAACCGAUCAUAUGAGGAAAAAACUUGUUGAUACAAAUCCCUUUGUUCAGCUCGGUCGAUUGAUGGUGGAGAUGGGUGCAUUUGAGAGAGCCAAGUCUUUCUUCCAGAGGUCACUCGAAACAGAAGCGUGGUCAUUCCGUUGUUCUGCGAUCUUCAUCAAUCUUGGAGCAGUCCAUUCUGAACUCAGGGAUUUGGACAAAGCACUCAACUAUUACCAGCUAGGUCUUAGCCAGAGUCUACACGAUUUCCCCGAGGACCAUCCGCGUCUCAGCCCUAUCUACAAUAAUAUUGGUUCGAUUCAUUGGAAACAGGGCAAACAUGAACUUGCUCUCGAAUACUAUCAAAAGGCACUCAAAACUGCAUUGGCCGCCCCUCGCCCUAAUCAAGAGUUCAUCGCGAAUCGAUACAACAACAUCGCAACUGUAUUAUCAUUCGAAUAUUUUAUAUUGAGUCUCAUAAGGCAGCAUAAGCAGACUUGCUUCGUUGACGAGAUAUCUGAACGGAUUCAUAUUUGGGAUGCAGGGUAA
Rotaria socialis is the source of this 1791-nucleotide messenger RNA. The record is from the annotation of a GenBank genome assembly. NCBI's taxonomy places the organism in Eukaryota, Metazoa, Rotifera, Eurotatoria, Philodinida, Philodinidae.